CGUCCCUGCACUGAGUCACGUUUUGUUUGAAAAUGGCGGCCGCGACAACACUCGAUCGUGCAAAUGAGAUUCUUGAUGACGAAGCUCUGGCGGAAGAGAAACUUCUGGAAGAGCUGGAAAAUGAAGAAAUCCCUUCUCACUUACGAGAAGCCAGGCUACAGAGUCUGAAGAAUGAGGCUGAGCAAUUUAAAAUGAUGAAGCAGAAAAGUCAUGGCAUGUACACUGAGAUCAUGGAGGAGAAACAGUUUUUGGACAUGACAACUAGUGAAGAUCGGUGUGUCGUUCAUUUCUUCCAUUCUGACUUCAGACGAUGUGCAAUAAUGGAUACACAUUUAGAGAAACUUUCAAAGACAUAUUUUGAAACAAAGUUUUCAAAGAUUAAUGUUGAUAAUGCAAAAUUCUUUGUGGAGAAACUAAAGAUAAGAAUGCUGCCAGCUCUAAUAUGUUUUAACAAAGGCAUAGUAUGUGACAGAGUGAUUGGAUUUGAAGAACUUGGAAACACAGACAGCUUCCAGACGAUGUUGUUGGAGAAGAGACUAGGGAAAUCAGGAGUGAUCGACAUCCCAGAGGAGUUCAAAACAAAGAAGACGAUAUUUGGUCAUAGUAAAAUGCACACAAACGAUGACAGCAGUGAUGAUGACGAUUAGAUAUUUAAUAAAAAUAUAUACAAAAAUAAGCUAACCUUACUUAAUUUUUGAUUUUGUGAUUAUAAGCUAAUCUGAUCAUCGAUUUUAUACAAAAUACAUGUAUGGGGUAAAUACACAUUGUGUACGCUGUCCAUGUAAUCACUGCCGAGAUAACAAUUUCAUAACUUCAUUAGGCUUGUCUAGUUUUAAAAUGGCCAAUAAAACACAAAACUAUUGUAACACAAUCAAAGCAACAUAGACAUUUGUAAAUCAAUAUCUGGCUAGAUUUACCAAGAAUUUCUACAAAUAUUACAUGUUAAUUUGUUGAUGUGGUAAAUUGAGGCGUACUAUCAAUAUGAUACAAUGAAAAAAAAAAUUGUCAAACAAGUUUACCUGUAGGAUGUCGGGUAGGCAUUUAAAACAAAUUAGAUAAUUGAAUUUGACCUCUAUUUCAUUAGAAUAAAUGUCAAGGUUGAAAUCUCGUUCUAUUACUGGUUUGCACAUGAAAGACAAUAAAACCUCAUACAACAAGUUGGACCAUAUUUUAUUCAUAAAUUGGUCAAAUAUUUGACAACCUGGAAAUAUAAUAAUUAAUUACUUAAAAUAGCAUAUUGUAUAGUACAUAACACCAACAAAAUAUAGCACUACUUAAGUGUUUAAGUUAAACAGACAUCCAUUGUAAUCAUAGAACUAGAUCUGCAUAAAUGGUCGAGCUUCAUAAACAACAUCCGAAAAUCUGCUCAACACCAUCUAGACUGUACUCUGGUUGUAUUUUCCUUUUUCACAUUAAAAUCUACAGUAGUUUUUUUGUUUUCAUUGGUUAAGAAGAUGCAUGUCCUUCGAAUUCCCGGUAAUACAGAGGUGGCAGGUGGCAAAACCUACAUCUGGAAUUUUUAACACAAGAAAGCA
Pecten maximus is the source of this 1535-nucleotide messenger RNA. RefSeq names its product phosducin-like protein 3. The coding region runs from base 33 to 647 and encodes 204 amino acids. Gene Ontology annotation, cellular component: cytoplasm. The transcript has 6 exons. The record is from RefSeq and is a predicted model, not a curated record. NCBI's taxonomy places the organism in Eukaryota, Metazoa, Mollusca, Bivalvia, Pectinida, Pectinidae.